Tupaia belangeri chinensis (Chinese tree shrew) is the source of this 2094-nucleotide messenger RNA. It is a transcript of the gene FAM227B, whose product is annotated as family with sequence similarity 227 member B. The record is from RefSeq and is a predicted model, not a curated record. Lineage: Eukaryota; Metazoa; Chordata; Mammalia; Scandentia; Tupaiidae. Bases 392 to 2008 code for a protein of 538 amino acids. The transcript has 17 exons.
GGGAAAAGUUAGUUCUGUUCUUUUUGUUGGUGUGACUGAAUCAAGUAUUUCCACUUCUGUGCACUAAUGAGCACUACUAGAAAAUACAUUUGUAGCGUGAUGAUUUGAUUGCAUGCAGAGUUGGUACUACUUUGUGCCUUUUUCCCGUUUGAAAUCAGGCGUGAUAUAUGAGUAAGUGAUUAAAACAUUUUUCCAUGCCCACUCUAAAGAAAACCCAAGCCGAACGAGUAAAUGUUAACGAUGCAAGAUUUAGAAACACGAUGGCCAAAUAUUGAGCAAUGCAUUUAUUGAGUUUAGCAAGUGGGAGAUAAAGACUUCAUUUUGUUCCUCAGCUCACAUUGAUGCCUAAGACCCAGCUGAUUUAUCUUCAUCUCUGCAGAGUUAUUGUACCAUGGCCGUCCGAUGGAAGGGUCAAUGGAUGCGCAGAGCCCCCUCCACGAAAAUGCAAGAACCUCCAAAGAGCAUUGAAGAAUUCUUAAAGUAUCAAAAUUGGGAUCAUUGGCCAAGGGAAAUCAGAUUUGAAGAUAAUGAUAAAUGGGCAAACACUUUAAAAAAAGUCAGAGAAGAUAGUUCAUUUAUUUCAAUUUAUACUCACCUAUGGAAAAAUGUCCCUCGUCUUUAUGAAAGACUUCUGCUCAUGGAGUCAAGAUUAAAAGAAUGUUCACUUCUUUUGCAAAACCACGCCUCCAAAAUAUUUGAGGGAAUCAGCGUGAUAUAUGGGACAAGUUCUUAUGGAAAAAUGGAAAAAUAUGAAGCAUUUCCAAAGAAGUACCAUUACCAUAAGAAGAGGAAAAUAAUGCUUUCAGAAGACAUGAAGACAGAAAAGAAUAUAGAGGGUUAUACCUUCUCAGGAUUCAAAACAAAUGAGCUUACUCAACUACCCAGACACUUGGAUGCUGAACGAAUUUUUCUUUUUAUUUUAAAAAACCAUAACUUUGAUGAAAGAGUUUUUAAAAUCUGGAAGACUCAUUUUCUCUCAGAAGCUUCUAUUGCUCUUCUGCAAGACUCAUUUUGGUGGUGGUUUCUCCAUAAAUUUAAGCCUGAUAGAGAAAAUCAAGAUCGUUUAUUUGACAGAAUUUCAGAAAGCUAUGUGGCACUUUUCAUGAGCAUACCUCUAAGUCGAAAGGAUGCAUUCUUUCAGGUGUAUCCUGAUUGUUUGGCACAAGCUAUCUAUGCAACAUUCCAGGAAGCAUUUCCAGAAUCUAGUAUCCUCUUUAACGAUGAAUUUAAAGAAGAUCUAGGAAACAACAUUUUCCUUUGGUUGUCAGGUUUAAAACCUCAAAAAGGUUUUUGGACCCAUUGGAAACUAAAAGAACUCUUCACAACAUCUAUACAUGGUAGCAAGAAAGCACCUUCAAAAUCAGUAAAGGAAAGGAUUGCAAGCAGCCAAGAACGCAUAAUGACAAGUAUAGACUUCGACAUUAUAAAGAUUUUAAAGGACCCAAGACCAUAUACAAUGUCCAUUUCCAAGGAAGAAUCGAGAUUAUCAUCAAAGUCCCAUUAUAUUAGCUCUGGUCCAGAGUUUAAUCGUUUUCUCUUCAAUUUUGGAAGUCAGAGUCCACUGAUUUUAUAUUAUCUUAAGAUGCAUGAGGUAGCUGGCAUUUCCAAAGCCCCUAACCGAAGCAAGAUUAAACUCACAGCAAAAUUCCAAGAACCACCACCUGCUCCAACAUACCGUGAUAUCAUAAAGGAGGCAAAAAAACAAUUUGCAAAGAAUCAAAAGGAGUUUAGAAUGGAAAAGCACAGAAUCAAUGAAGAAAUAAGACUCCUAAGACAGCAGCAGGAAAUAAUUGACAGGGAACUUGAUAGACUCCAAAUAAAGGCUACCAAGAAACCUUAUGAAGUUGAGAAAGAAUUUGAGAAGUUCCUAAAUAGAAUGCGUGUUGAAGCUAAAAUUGAGAAAGAAUUUCUUACCACACUGUCAUCGUCAUCAUCAUCAACAGAAGACUACAGCUUUGAGAGGGAAGAACAAGAAGAGAAACUAGAAAUGAGCUGUACUCAAGAAUAAUGCAUGCAAUUCAAUUUUAUCAGUUUAAUUGUAGCAGUCUAAUCCAUGAAAUAUUAAGAGUGUUUUUUACUAUUCAUCUUUAAAAU